Pseudonaja textilis is the source of this 3568-nucleotide messenger RNA. Its product is annotated as transmembrane protein 132D-like. NCBI's taxonomy places the organism in Eukaryota, Metazoa, Chordata, Lepidosauria, Squamata, Elapidae. The record is from RefSeq and is a predicted model, not a curated record.
GUUUCUCUGGCUUCUGCUCUUCAGCCUGGCCAUGGUGCUCUCCAAAGUGUCCGAAAGCCGCGGGGUUUUGGAAAGCGUCCAAAAAUUCUCCUUGCUGCCAACGUACCUGCCGGUGAGUUAUCACAUCCACAACGCAGACAUCUCCUUCUUCCUCAAAGAAGCCAACCAAGAUAUCAUGAGGAACUCUAGCCUUCAAUCCCGUGUGGAAUCCUUCCUCAUCUACAAAGCCAAGAGGCUGCCCACCUUAAAUGCCACCUAUGGGCCUUUUUCCAUCGAGCAAGCAGUACCUCAGGACCUGCUGUCUUCCUCCAACCUCUUCAGGUCCACCGUCCCCAGGAUAUCACUCAACUGGAAGUUGAAGGCCUACAUCUUGAACCGCAAUGUUUAUUCGAGCAGGCCCAAAGUCCAGGUUCUCUUCUACAUUGUCGGGAGAGAUUGGGAUGACUACAGAGUCUCGGAGCAGCUACCUUGCUUGAGGGUCUUCGCUUUUCGGGAGACGAGAGAAGUCCGGGCCACCUGCAGGCUAGCAGAAAGCCUGGGGUUUUGCACGGCAGAGUUGGACUUGCUCCCCAGCUGGUUCAACCCUCCCACCGUGGUGUCCGGCCGGAAGAAGUUUCUGAAUCAGUCGGAAGGGAGUCGAGUGGAAUUAUACUACGCCCUUCAAGACGAGAAUGGGGAUUGUACCAAGGAGGACUCGAGAAGGAACAACGGCGUCAGACCCGCACGCAAUGAUGUUGAUGAAUCAGGGCCGCCCCUGGAAAGGAUCGGAAGCGUUUUUCUCUACCAGGCCCAAGGGAGCCCCCCGUUAAGUGAACUGUGGCUGGAUAGUAAUGUCGUCCUUCAGUACCUAUCCAAGACCCUAAAGCAAGGAGAAGUGUUGACUUUCGUGGUGUCUAUGGCUAAAAACUCAACCCAGGACCAGUUCACAUUGAGGGUAAAGGUGAAGAGAGGGGUGAAAAUCUUCAGCAUCCGAGCCAGCAAUCCUUACAUUUGGGAAGUCCAAAAGAGCAUGGAUUAUUUUGGGAAGAAUUCCCCAGCAGUGAUAUUUUGCCAGAGAAAAACAGCCGGAAAAAGCACAUCUCCUUUUUCCUCGGAGAUCAUGCAGAUGGAUUUUGAGAUGGAAGCUCUCAGCGAAUGGCCGGGGAUGCAGUUCAUUACAUGGCAGGUCGAAUAUCCUGGAGGAAGGACAUCUGACCUCAGCAUCUCCAAGAUUUAUGUCAGCCAGAAGGAUCUCGUUGGCAUUCUUCCAUUAGCUAUGGAAGCUGAGAUCUUAAACACCGCCAUCCUUACUGGGAAGACGGUGGCUGUCCCCGUUAAAGUGGUCUCGGUGGAAGAAGAUGGAACCGUGACGGAUCUUGUAGAGUCCGUGGAGUGCAGGUCUUCAGAUGAAGACGUGAUUAAGGUGUCGGAAAGAUGUGACUACGUAUUCGUCAACGGGAAGGAAAUGAAAGGCAAAGUGAAUGCAGUGGUCCAUUUUACAUACCAACAUCUGAACAGCCCCCUGGAAUUGACUGUGUGGGUUCCUCGCCUCCCAUUGCAAAUUGAAGUCUCCGACACAGAGUUAAAUCAGAUCAAGGGCUGGAGGAUCCCCAUCGUUUCUAACAAGAGACUUGUUAGAGACAGCGAUGAUGAAGAGGAGGAUGAGAGAAAGGGAAGAGGUUGUACUCUCCAGUACCAGCAUGCAACAGUACGGGUCCUUACUCAGUUUGUAGCUGAACCCUUGGACUCUGGUGGCCAAACUACUUACCUGCUGGGCUCCGACUGGCAAGUGGACAUCACUGACCUAGUAAAAAACUUCAUGCAAGUGGAAGAGCCAAGGAUUGCCAAGCUGCAAGAUGGACAGGUGCUCAUGGGACAGGAGUUAGGAAUGACUACCUUACAGAUCCUGUCCCCACUUUCCGAUGCCAUCUUGGCGGAGAAGACAGUGACGGUCCUGGAUGAGAAGGUGACCAUCACUGACCUGGGCGUCCAACUGGUAUCAGGGCUCUCGCUCUCGUUACAGCUGAGCACCGGAAGCAACAGAGCCAUCUUCGCUACAGCAAUCGCCCACGAAGUGCUUCAAGCAGAAAAGCAGGAAGCCGUGAUGAGUUGCUGGAUCCAGUUCAGUGAUGGAGCAGUUAUGCCCUUAGACAUAUACGACGCCCAGGACUUUUCUUUGGUGGCCACGUCUCUGGAUGAGAAGGUGGUGUCCGUCCACCAGGCUCCCAAGUUUAAGUGGCCUUUCCUCGUGGCCGAGUCAGAAGGCCAGGGUCUCUUGGUGAAAGUGGAGCUGGUCAUCAGUGAAUCGUGCCAGAAGUCAAAAAGGAAGAGCAUUCUGGCAGUGGGUACCGGAAACAUCAAAGUCAAAUUUGGCCAGAAUGACACUGUCUCCAACCCAAGUGACAGUAAGCAUGGCAAAGACGGGGUCCACCUGGAGAACCGGACCACUGAUCGUCGUCAGAAGACAAGCUUGCAGGAGAGAUCUCGCCCAGAGGGACCUUACUACAGCUCCUCCAUGGGACAUGAAGAAACCAGGACGACUAGCACUCAGAAGUCCAUCCUGAGCAAGAAAGAAGACCGCGAGAGCCUCCUAGACGACGACGGCCGUAUGCAAACUCUCCCGAUAGACUUCACCAGUUUCCCAGCUCAGGUAGACCUGCCCAGGAGCGAUGGGGAUUUGGAAGAGGACGAUGCUGAGGAGACACCCAGGGGCUUAAGUGACUUGGAAAUCGGGAUGUAUGCUUUGCUCGGUGUCUUCUGCUUGGCCAUCUUGGUGUUCCUCAUCAACUGUGUCACUUUUGCCUUGAAAUACAGGCAUAAGCAGGUUCCGUUUGAAGAGCAAGAAGGCCUCAGGCAUUCUCACGACUGGGUAGGACUGAGUAAUAGAACUGAGCUGCUGGAGAACCACCUCAAUUUCUCCACCCAACAGGAGGAAUGCAUUACAGCCAUUGACAGGAGCGUGGAUUUAGAAGAAAGUAAAUAUCUCCUUAGUGCCAACCCUCAGAAGAACCUCAACGGCCAACUCUUCCGAUCCACAGACUCUGCCACCUCCCCAGAAAGGAAGGAGCAGAAGAACGAACAGGCCACCUCGCCCACCUCCAAGCGGAAACGUGUCCAAUUCACCACCUUCACCACCAUCUCUUCAGAUGGUGGCUACCCGACGGUCAACUCCAUUCUGACCAGCAGUGAGGACGAUAUCAAAUGGGUUUGCCAAGACAUGGACUUGGGGGAAUGUAAAGAACUAAGGAACUACAUGGAACAGCUACAUGAAAAAGUGUAACAAUACAUCUGAAAAAGAUUCUGUUUUCUUUCUUAUCUCUUCUUUUUUCCCCCUCUCCACUCACCUUUCUGCCUUUACGUUGAGAUAGUAGUCAAAAACAAGGAGCAUAGAGAGAGAAAAUAGAAUUUGGUGCAUAACCCAAAUGUGGGUCAUUGGGUUUUCGUGGAAAAUAUCCAGAGUAUAGUCAAAAAUCCCAAAUAACAAAAAAUAUAAUAUUGAAUGGGACUUGUAGAGAGGUGUUGGAUGCCAACACACAAGGGAAAAUAAAAAAAAAAUGAAUAAAUAAGGAGAAGUCAAGUAAGAUCUCAU